AUGAAAGCUGGUGUUUUCCCUUUAAAUUCAAAAUCUAUAGAUCGUUCACGUGUUAUAAAAAAUGUUACAUCUAAUAAGGAUUCAUCUGCAAAUGUUCUUACCAAUAAUAACCAAACGAAUGGUUCAUCUUCGGUCAUCGUUGUUGAAAUUUCUGAUGACGAUAGUUUUAUUGACAACAACUAUCCUCGAAUGCAUAGUACUACGGCUUCGUCUCGACCUGGCUUUUCUUCAUUCGCCUCUUCUCGAGAUGCUAUUACUGCUCUUGAUCAAGUUUUGGAAGAUACAAUUAGUAAUAAUAGUAGUCAUAAUGCUGAUGAUGACACCGAUGAAGACAAAGAUUGCGUUCCUAAUCAAUAUAUCAAUAGUUUUUCAAUCAAGAUGUCAUCUACGAAGAAACAAACGCCUUCAGAUGAAGGAUCAUCAACAAAUAAACACCGUCAAUUGCCAUCAAAAAAUAUAAAUUUUGAUUCCUCCGAUGAAGAUAAUGAUAUUAUGAGAAAUCUAUCACUUGAGGUAUCUCAAAAAUCAGUCGAAGUUGUAAAACAACCCCCAGCUGAAAAUUCAUCCAGAGUGAAACAACCAAAAUCAAUUUUGUCACGAAAAAACAAUAAACGUAAACGAGUGGGAUUACAAGUAAUCGGUUUCAAUACAUCUGAUGAAGAAGAUGCACAAACUAAGCAAUCACAACAAUCACUUAAAGCAAUAACUGAUACUUUGCAAGCUGUUUUUGCACCAUCAUUACAACAAAAAGCAAUCAAACCUACAAAACGAACGAUGCUCAAGCGACCUAGUGGACAAAUAAUGACAGAAGAAGAUGUCAUCAAACAGCUUGAAGAAAAGAAAAAAGAAAAAAUUUCUAAACAAUCACGUUCAACUGCUCGAAGAUCCAAUGGUGCAAAACGACGUAAAUCAGAAACACACGGUACGAUGCGAUAA
Messenger RNA from Rotaria socialis, 936 nucleotides. NCBI's taxonomy places the organism in Eukaryota, Metazoa, Rotifera, Eurotatoria, Philodinida, Philodinidae. The record is from the annotation of a GenBank genome assembly.